GGUAUAGCAUCUCAAUCAAUGGCGGCUUCCUUCAGGAAAGUGCACUGGGGCCCUAUGCACUGAAAACCAGCCCUCGGUUGUUCAGACGGUUGUGGAGGACACCGGUGUAGCAUCAGCAAGAUGAGUGGUGAGCUGCUUCACAGUGUUGUGGAGAUCCUUGACUCUGCACACCAGCACCGCUACCAGUUGUCAGAGCUGCUUACAAGCCUCGGAGAGCUGAAACAUCAGGUUCAACAAAGUGCAGAUAAUUCCAGGAAUAAAUUAAAAGCUCAUUUUGAUGAGCUGAAGUCUGUGUUGAAUGAAGCGUUGGAUGCCCGGUUGUUAACUCUGACGCAGGAGAUAGACAGUAUUGAAGAAACUGCGAUGACUCCUCUAGGACAGUGUGAGGAGAUGAUACAGCAGGGUAUUGACAACGCAGCUGCUGUCAUGGAGGAAGGUUCACUUCUGCUAAAAAAUGACCCUGAGAGUAAUUUAGAGGGCAUUAUCAAGUUCAAGGACAAUCCCCACACUAAAGGACUUUCAAGCCUGCCAGAAAUUCCGUGUCGAUCAGCUGUCCCUGAUAUUACAGUAGAACUGAGAGGGCCUUUGAGGGAGAAGAUAUGUGGUAUGGUUCGGAAGGAGGGCAAAGUAACUGCAUCAGCUCCUGUUCAGAUCACAGACUUGAUAGAACGUCCAGGAGGACUGAUUGUAAAUUGGAGUGAGGUUGAUGAUGAAGUUGAUGUCACUGAAUUCUGGCUCCAACAUGCAUAUGGCAAUAUAAAGUUUAAUGAUGAUGCCAAUGCUCUCUGGCAUACAAGUUACACCGGCAGCGAUACACAAACAAUUGUGAAACAUCUCUCCACCAAUAAAAUAUAUUCAUUCCGAGUAUGUGGUCGAGCAGCCCCCAAGUCUGACUGGAGUGCCUGGAGCCUGCCCACCACAGCUGCUACUACUAUACCACAUUACCAAUGGCACAGUGAAAGUGAGGCUUAUUGCACUAGUAAUGAAGACAAGACAGCGACUCGUGUCAGCGGGUCGUUGGGAUCUGUUCUCUACUCAGGCGUUCCAAGCAUAUCAUCAGGGGAACAGAUCUCAUUUAGGAUUUUGGACGCCGGAGAAAAAUCAUUUGAUGAUGGUGUUGGAGUAUCGUGGAUGGAUGACCACACAGAUACUCUUCGACGGACAGGAGCUGUUUUUGUAGAUACAGGAGGUAAAGUGUAUGUUGAUGGCCAAGAGAUGAAGACAAAGCUGUCCCCAAUAAUCAAAGGGUCUGUGCUCACCAUUAAGACAGAGCCUCUACCGAACGGGAAAGUGCGAGUAAGUGUAGAGACUAAUGACAAAGAGGUGACAUUUGAUUGGAAGGCUGAAGUGCCGCCAGGUGGUGCUGCUGGUUUCUCAGCGACACCUAUGCUGGGCAUGCCACUGAGUCGACAGUUCUCUGCACAUCAACUGUAUUUUGCUAUGAGGUUUACCCACGAAGACUGGAAGAUUGCUGUGGAAUGAACAGAAAUGUGCAUUGUUCAGUUGUUCACAAUGAAGUCAUCAAAGAACUGAAUAUUAGUCAGAAUUGUUUUUGUUGCUGAAACCGCUGCAUUUAGUGAUUGGGGGGCAUUUAGCGUAUGAUGCGCAUAUAGUCUGGUGCUGUCUGUCCUGUCUGUGUGACUUUGACAACACAUGCAGGAAUGAGCCUAUGAUUAACUCAUUAAAAUCGCCAGUUUCAUACCUUGCUGUGUGAAGAAACUAUCUAUAGAAGGUUGCAUUAGAGUCAUGUGCAAAGUUUCCCUACCCAGUCUAUGUGGAGAAAUACAUGGAUUCUUGAGCCAUCAGAUGUCAGCUUUGCAAGACAAAUUAGAAUCUUUCAUAACCAUCUUGAUUCGUAGAUCUUAUGAAAGAACUCCCAUACACACAUUCUCCAAAGGUUUUGCACUAGCCAUGGCACUGCUCUCCAUGAUUCUUGUUUGUACCUCAGUGCUGAAUUUCUGACUGAACAAUUGCAUGAUGUGACCUCAUGGAUAGUCCGUCUUCACACAGAAAGGAAUCAUCAGAUUGUAUUGAAAUUGUAGAUUAUGGCAGCAAGAUAGUUUAUCAUAAGCCAAGCUCCUCUGGCUAUGUGUUGCCAUAGCACGUGAAUCUCUCGGUCAACGGCUGUUUCACAUACUGGCCACUGUGAUAGGGCUGAAAUAUUGCUGCUGUGGUGUAAAAGCCCAUUUGCUCAUCAUCUGUUUCAGCCAGUCUCAAAGUGUAUCUUUUUCUUUCCUUCACAUUUUCAUGUUAUCAAUUUUAUUGAUUUAUGAAAGACUUACAUUGUUUCUCAGUGAAUCUGUGCAUCACAACUUACAGCAUGUAGAAACUACAUGGUUAUAUGUUGUUGUUCUAGUUGUUAUUGUUGGGGAUGUCUGGAGACGUAGUUGAUAUACAGGAGGCCCAGGUUUAACACAACAAACUUUAUGCUAAUUUCCCAGUCUGGGAUGGAUGCCAGUGACUGUGUUGUAUCAUGAACGAGUCCAGAUGAAUUACUUGUCUUGCUAUUGAAUUGUUCUCAACAUAAAAUUGUGUUAUUUUAUCAGGGACUUAUGCCGUUUAUCUACAGAUGCACAAUUUCACAUUUGACAGAGGUGAUAUGACAAUGUAUAUAUGAUGUGGAUUAUAAUUUAUUUUUCCAAGUUUUCUUAUUUCAAGUGUGAAAAGAUAUGCUCAGUAAGCAACAUUCGGGGGUGUUUUGCUGACAAGUGUAGAGUAACAUCCCUUAGUCUUGCCAGGAUCUGGUGAUCAGAGAUCCCACAUUUACCAAGUUAUGAUUCUCUAAAGUUUUCUCCAACACAGUGGUGAACAUCUAGAACCUGCUUCACUCUACUCCAUGAGAUAUCAUAAUAUAGCUAAAGUACUGUUACAUGGAUAUAACCCCAUGAUGUGACCGCCUCUAUGGUUUAGUGGAUACCUGUCGUACCAAGGUAAAUUAAAAGAUGGUAUUUGUUGUUAAACUGACUUGAUAAGAGAUAAAACAACUAGUCGGUAUACUGUGUGUGAGUGGAGCACACAGAACGAGUGCAAUCUCACUCUAUCUUAAUGUUGAUUUCUCACCUCAAUGUGAGCAGUGCCUAAGAAUCUAUGCCAUUUCGGAAUCAAGUUUCAUUAUGUUCACUUUUUUAUAUUUACUAGUGAGAGUUAUGAACCUGAUCAAAAGAAAUACACUAAAUCUUAAUUUCAAACUUAUGGUGCCUUCUUAUACAAAUUGUCAGAGAUUCUAAAAUAUUUGAGAUUGAAAUUGUGUCAAAAGGUACUACCCACAGACAUAUAGAAUUGUGUAGAUUGUGUGGUAUUUAAUGAUAUUGAUUUAUGGCUGCCAAGGCAGUAAUGGGUGCUUCCUACUUGUAUAAAUGUAUAUGGCAUAUUCAAUAAAAUGCUUGUGUUGA
Haliotis rubra (blacklip abalone) is the source of this 3392-nucleotide messenger RNA. Its product is annotated as cytokine receptor-like factor 3. Lineage: Eukaryota; Metazoa; Mollusca; Gastropoda; Lepetellida; Haliotidae. Gene Ontology annotation, molecular function: protein binding. The coding region runs from base 121 to 1482 and encodes 453 amino acids. The record is from RefSeq and is a predicted model, not a curated record. The transcript has 8 exons.